UUUGUGGUCCUGAUGCUGCGAGCGCCACUUCGCCUCCCUCUGCAUCUCUGGUCGCCGCCCGCAGCUCCCGUCUCCGCGCCGCCCGCAGCAUCCUCCUCCCGUGUGGCGCCCGCCCGCCCGGCCGCGUCGGCACCCGGGGCAUGGCCAGACUGCCGGCCAGCGAGCCCAGGCGGCAGGCGCAACCCCAGCAGCAGCCGCCCCGCGCCUCCCCCAUGAGCGGCGCCGCCGACCCGGAGGGCAUGAAGGAUCUGGAUGCCAUCAAGCUGUUCGUGGGCCAGAUCCCACGCAACCUGGAGGAGAGGGACCUCAAGCCCCUCUUCGAGCAGUUCGGCCAGAUCUACGAGCUCACCGUGCUCAAGGACCGCUACACCGGCAUGCACAAAGGGUGCGCUUUCCUGACCUACUGCGCCCGAGACUCUGCUAUCAAAGCUCAGACUGCCUUACACGAACAGAAGACGCUUCCGGGGAUGGCCCGGCCGAUCCAGGUGAAGCCUGCGGACAGCGAGAGCCGUGGAGGUAGAGACCGAAAACUCUUCGUGGGCAUGUUGAAUAAACAGCAGUCAGAAGAAGACAUUCUCUGUCUCUUUGAGCCUUUCGGGGUCAUCGAUGAAUGCACAGUGCUUAGAGGUCCAGACGGAAACAGCAAAGGUUGUGCCUUUGUUAAGUUUUCCUCGCACAACGAAGCCCAAGCAGCCAUCCAUGCGCUCCACGGCAGCCAAACCAUGCCCCAGGGUGCUUCUUCCAGCCUCGUGGUGAAGUUCGCGGACACAGACAAGGAGCGGACGCUGCGACGAGUGCAGCAGAUGGUGGGGCAGCUUGGCAUUCUCACCCCCCCCUUCGCCUUGCCGUUCAGCCCGUACAGCGCGUACGCUCAGGCGCUGAUGCAGCAGCAGACGGUCCUGUCGGCUUCCCAGGGUAGCUUUCUCAGCCCCAGCCUCACUUUCUCGCCGUGCCACAUCCAGCAGAUUGGCACCGUCAGCUUAAACGGCCUGCCAGCUGCUCCAAUUGCACCAACCUCAGGGUUACACUCACCUCCUCUGCUGGGCACAGCUGCUGUCCCAGGACUGGUCACCCCCAUCAGCAACAGCUUUGCAGGAAUGGUGGCCAUUCCCAGCAGCCACCCCGCCCUGGAGACGGUUUAUGCAAACGGGCUGGUCCCCUGCACAGCCCAAAACUCAUCUGUGGCAGAGACCUUGCAUCCGACUUUCACAGGUGUCCAACAAUAUGCAGCUGUCUAUCCUGCCACCGCCAUCACCCCUGUCGCACAGGCCAUCCCUCAGCCUCUUCCUAUAAUUCAGCAGCAACAGCGAGAAGGUCCAGAAGGCUGCAACCUCUUCAUCUACCACCUGCCUCAAGAGUUUGGAGACAAUGAACUGAUGCAAAUGUUUCUUCCUUUUGGGAAUAUCAUUUCCUCCAAAGUGUUUAUGGAUCGGGCCACAAACCAGAGCAAAUGUUUCGGCUUUGUGAGUUUCGACAAUCCCUCCAGUGCCCAAACCGCCAUCCAGGCCAUGAACGGAUUCCAGAUCGGGAUGAAAAGGCUAAAGGUCCAGUUGAAACGGCCAAAGGAUGCCGGCCAGCCCUACUGACAGGAAUCUGAGCCUUGAGCCCCUUCCUCUGUCUUGAUUGCAAGAAGAACUUUCAAAAGUUGCUUCUCCUCUUCUUUGUGCCAACGGG
Pantherophis guttatus is the source of this 1674-nucleotide messenger RNA. It is a transcript of the gene CELF5, whose product is annotated as CUGBP Elav-like family member 5. Lineage: Eukaryota; Metazoa; Chordata; Lepidosauria; Squamata; Colubridae. Gene Ontology annotation, molecular function: RNA binding. The record is from RefSeq and is a predicted model, not a curated record.